CUCCUGCCAAUGGCACGGAUCCAGCCUGUAAGUGUCUCCGGCGCCCCAGCGCUCGUGCGCUCGGGUUUUGCGCGGGUGAUUCUGCCGUUCUGAGGCUUUGGGGUUGCAUGCUCGAAUUGGCGGGUGCGGCUCGAAUUGGGUUGUUCGAUGGUGACUGGCGUGGGCGUGGUUCGUGGCUGCAGUUUGGGACGCUUCGAGGGUGUUUUUGCUUGGGUUUUUGCCGGUUUGGGGGAAUCCAAGUGGAUGCGCGAACGGCAAACCCAGUGGCUUCACGCGUGCUCUGCUUUUGGUGCGGGAGGCGAGCAGGGCAGGGUGGUGGUUGCUGAAUUGCUCUGCUGUCUGCUCAGUGAUCACCUUGCAGUGUCCAGCAGUUCACUGCCGUUGGUAACUCGGGCACAUUUUUACCGCAACUGGCUGGCUGUUGGUGUGGCUGAGCGCAGAGGGGAAUGGAAUAGUUGCCAAUCGUACUGCCCUUCCCGUCCUGCUACUGUCGCUGUUGGCUAUUACCACUUCGCAUCCUUCACCAGAGCUCGUCUGCUUUUCGUUAUUACUACUUUAUUACUGGGUAGUAACUGAAUUGGUGUUUGAUAACCAAAAGGUGGAUGCUACCGGCUAAUAAAUUUGAGAACAGUGACGCGUUUGAAAUUUCGACCAACUAGAGUUGUACGUCCCUUAAUGUAUUCAGCAUCGGGCUGUACAUUUUGGGUGUUUUGCUGAAGAGUGUAGCAUAGAUGAGGUUCUGGAUGAAAGAAUGGAUCCAUUUCUUGGUAGAUUGACUAGACCAACCACCAUCGACCAAUCAUGGUGUACUGCUCAGAGUGGCAUGUCCUUGUUCAAUGGGCCUUUCCCUGACUCUAGGAUUUCUUCUUCAGAGCUUCACAACAGUUUUAUCGAGUUCGAGGACGCAACUGAACCAUCUGAUGUUUCAAACAGCUUUGAACCAUUUGCGUCUGUAGUGGCAAGGUUGCGUCAACACCUUCUGGAUGCAAAUGUUGAAGUUACUUAUACAGAGUACUUAGAUUUGAUGAAAGUAGAAGUUGAUCAGCGGCUUAAUAAGCUCACUGAGGAUAUAAGGGUCUUCAAAAGCUAUAGCUUGACCCAUAAAUAUGAUGCAAAUGGUUCAUGCUCUACAGCUUGCCAUGUUGGUAAGCUAACUGAGAUAGAUGAGGGGUUCAACAGCUUGAAGGUGCUGCUGGUUUUGGUGUUCCAACAAAUUAGAGAGAUGCUCACAUUAGUCAAUGCUUCAAUUCGUGAUCUUCAGUGGGAACAUGAAUUACAGUUAGAGGUUACUGGAAUUAUUAUUGGAGACUGCAUUAGAGGUCUUCAGGACGAGCUAGAGAGGAAGUUGUAUGAGCAAAGUUCCAUAGUGAGGAGUCUAAGGAAAAACUGGCAGGAAACUGUGGCUCAGUGUGCUUCCAUCCGUGAAGACCUGAUUGUUAUUUCUGAUAUACUAUUACCUUCAGAAGAGGAACCCCAAAUUCCCCUUUGUAGGCAUGAAAGUUUGGGUAGCUGGAGCGACAAAUGGAAAUUAAGCUUUUUCAGAAAGAGAACACAUCAGGAUCACUCUCUAUCUUCCUCAGAGCAAAACCAGAAUUCUGCGACACAGAAAUCUAUAAGUCCCAGUGAAGUUAUUUCAGAAAAAUCUGAUUUCCGGCAUCUGAAGGGUAUGAAUAGACAAGCAAUGAUUAACUACUUCAGAUCUGAGAUCAGCAAAUUAAAAAGGCUGCAUGAGUUGGAUCUGCAAGAGAAAACAGAAGAGCUGUUCAAAUUCAAACGAGAGAAAUGGUCGUUGGCUCUUAAGUAUGAUGUCGAGUUCGAGCCUCUAAGGAAGAAACUCCCUGAGGUCAUUUCAAGAUUUGACCAAAUCAUGUCCAAUGGAGUGGCAGCACCUGCAACCUGCAGUACUAGUGAUGCACUUGAUGAAAGAAGCAGAUUGAAUAGUAGAAUUGAUUCACUAUACCGUGACAACCAGCAUCUUCGGUGUUUGCUUGCCGAGAAGACGAAGAAUGCUCAGGAAUUAUCACGCCAGAUAUCUGAUGCCAGCAGGAAAAUGUCACUUCAAUAUUCUCUAGAAAAACAACAUUUGAGGCAAAUCAACAACAGCGAAGAAGAGUAUGAGGAUCUUUAUGUCGAAAGCACUAUCAGAGAUGAAAUUUACCAAACUGUUAUAAGAAAAUUGGUUGAUAAUCAUAGGAACAUCUUGGAGGAUACUACCCGAAAAUUUCAUGUAAAACUGUCCUCAUAUGAAGCUGCACUCUCAGAAAAGGACAAGGCGUUGUGUUUAUCUAAUGAAGAAAAUCAAAAGCUAAAGGAAAAGCUGUCAACACUAGAAAAGGAGCAUUUUAUCCAGAAGCAAGAUCCAAAUCUAAACAAGGAAGAGAGUGAGGAAAUGAUACUUCGUGAUAUUGAGAUGGAGCCUCAUGUGGCACCACGAAGACCAUAUGAGAUUUCUGAUCAGGAUAUGCCAUAUGAGGAGCUCAUCAAGCUGAAUCAGACUUUAGAGGUUGCCUCAACCACCUUAAAAGAAGUUGAAACAAAAACGUUAGAUUACAGUGAUAUCCUAGGUAAAAGAGAGCAAGAAGAGCAGCUAGAUUGCAUUCUGGUAUCAAUCAUGGAUCUAUCAAAAGAAUUUGUGGAGAUUGAACAUAAAAUGUCAGAAGAUAUAAAAGGAAAUGAGAAAAAGACAGAAAUCCUUAAUGAUAGAUGCAACCAUAUGGUACAACAAGCCAUUGUACUGACAAAGAAAGGUCUAUGGUACAAGCAAAUGAUUGACACAAGACGUUCUGAGCUUCAAAAGGCAGAAUCUGAGGUAGAUAUUUUGGGAAACAAGGUCAAUGCACUCUUAAGCCUUGUUCAAAAGAUAUAUGUAACUCUCGAGCACUACUCUUCUGUUUUCCAGCAUCAUCCUGUGCUACUGGAUGCUUUCUUGAAGACAUGCAAGCUUGUUGCAGGUAUAAGAAGCAGGCAAAAAGAGGAAUUGCAAGAUACAAUAUAACUUGGAGAAGCUAGAAAAUUUAGGCCCAGAAUUAGUUGAGAGUGGCUUAAGAACCACUAGAGAGGUAUUAAUUUCCUAAUGGAGGAACAGCAUACUGUCACAAGACUACGAAAUUGAUCCAUCGCCAAAUGGACCCUGCAAAUCUGCAGCCACAAUGAAGUUAAGGUGGUCAGUUGCACUGAAUUUUGAAACCUAAGGGUAUGAAUGUCAAGGCAAUUGCACUGCAAUAUAUUUCUAAAUUGUAGUAAUGUGUUUGUCUAAACAUCAUUUGGUAAUGGAUGCAGCUGUACCUUCACUGCUCUCUCCGCUGAGGAUUUGUUAGAUUCAUGUCCUAUAUGGUGUAUAUAGAAGUGAAUACACCUUCUAAUGUACGAAUUAUGAUAGUUCAGUUCAUAAACUUCAAGAGUGAUACCAUUUUGUCAGCAGCAUGUAUAGAAAUGAUUUCGCUCUUAUACAAGCUAUAGUUGUAUUGUAAGCAUUCACUACUUCAAGGUACCUUUACUAGAUUAUAGUUAUUUUUUCUCAUUAUAAAUUUUAUAGUCCUGAUUUGUACUAAUGGUCUUAUGAACGUCUAUAUGAUAUUCUUAUGUACUACAUUUGUUCAUUUAUGUACUACAUUUGUUCACUUUUCAAGGAAGCAAAUACUUUUCCAGGGCAAUAAAUUUUUAUUUUGGAUACAGAGUUAUCUCAACUGGCCUCAUCCAAAAUUAUGACAUAAAUUACAUUUAUUUCUCAAAAAUUAUUGAAAUUCCAUGGUGAUUGAGUAAGUGAGUAUCUGAGUGAUGUAUUCAUGGCUGACUGCUAUAGCUACUAUGUUCAUUGCUUGGUUGUUUGCAUGAGCAGCAGAUGACUGAAAUUGUGGUAAGUGCAGUUGCUUUGCUUAUCGCUAUCUUCUAGAGCAUCAUAUUUCUGGGCAUGCUUGCUAUCACAGUUUCCAAAUUUUACUGGAGCAAAGUCUCCCAUAAGCACAUAAUGUUCUUUCUGUCACUCCUAAUAUGUCAAAGAAACUCCCAUUAAACCAGAUUUCGUGGUAAAAUUUUCUUAUCUUGACAAGGUUACAACCUUUUCAUGCAAUCUGUUACAGCAAAUGGAAAAUGCUAGGUGAAGGUUUGACGCUAACAUAAUAUACAAUAAUGUGUAGAAAGUUUCAUUAUUGAACAUUUCUAAUAUCGCCAUCUAAUUCGCUUGCUAUAGCAUUCCAUGCUAAUAAUGCUGCACCAACUGCUGGCUCCACCUGCAGGUACAAUCAGAUAUGAGUUCAUGGAUAUUGACUUACGAAAUUUCAUAGUAGGGUCUGAAGAUGUGUCAGUUUGUAAACUGUGUUUAUUAGGUACUUUUCAAGCAUAUAGCCAUAUACACAGCACAAAUUUUGCUUCCCCGUGUCAAUAAAAUCUUCUCCUACAUAUUUGGUAUUUGUUUCCAGUGUUCAGCUACUUAUUUUUUGAAGAUUGCAUAAUCUGAAGAAUGUUUCUUAGAUUCAAUGCUCACCUUAGGGUGUAUUGGAUAAGCACCUGGGUAAUGUUUUGUAACACAAUCUAUCACUUCUUUUCCAAUGUCCCACCUCUUGUUUGCCUCAAGGACUUUGCCAACCAUAACAAGUGGAAAUGGAUGUUUGCCAUCUGCGAAGGUGAAACAUAUUAAGAAAUUUCUUCUAUGAAGUAGUCUCAUAAAUGGAUAAAUGCAACUUCGAGGGUUACUCUUGUUUAGUUUCAUGUGACCAAUGCUUUCUUUCCCAAAAGUCUUCUUUUUAUGCUUUAGAAAACUCUAAGCAUUCUUUUUGUACAUGCUUUAGAAAACUCUAAGCAUUCUUUUUAUACAUGUAUCCAGGAAGAUAAUCAGAGUAUUAUAGGGUUACCUUCACCACCAAGUUCAAGCCUUUGCACUACAGCUUUGACACUGGAAGCUAGUUCACCAACUGAAUUGUGUAGGAUCUUGUUUGCCACCUCAUCACCACUCUCAGCAGAUUCUACCACAACUGGAAGAAGGUCAGCAAUCCGAGCCCACGAUUGGUCUUCAUAUGUCCAUCUGUCAUUGGAAGAAUGAACAGGUAAGUAGAAGCUGCCAUUUAUGCUUAAUUGGCAACACAGACACUAUUGUAACUUGACAAGUUCUUGUUGACUUGACCAAACCUAAGCCACUGAAUCACCUCACUUGUUUAUGAAUAUACUUCUUUACGUAAAGUAGGACCAGUAAGUAGUCAAAAUAAAUUAACCUAUUAAUUCAUCUUUUGAAAAUACCCCAUAGGUAGAUGAUGUAAUUCAGGCAGUGUUUAAGUUGACCCAUUUCAAUUUACUGAACAAACUAUGCUAGUGAAGUAUGCACUUUCCACAUGAAGUGAAACUAAUAAAUCAUAAACUACUGAGCCGAAUUGGAUUACCCUAUCAAUUCGUCUGGUGAUG
Panicum virgatum (switchgrass) is the source of this 5394-nucleotide messenger RNA. RefSeq names its product WPP domain-associated protein-like. The transcript is spliced from 6 exons. The record is from RefSeq and is a predicted model, not a curated record. NCBI's taxonomy places the organism in Eukaryota, Viridiplantae, Streptophyta, Magnoliopsida, Poales, Poaceae. Bases 752 to 2995 code for a protein of 747 amino acids.